This is a messenger RNA of Aspergillus saccharolyticus JOP 1030-1, 2730 nucleotides long. RefSeq names its product putative PHD finger and SET domain protein. The transcript has a single exon. Lineage: Eukaryota; Fungi; Ascomycota; Eurotiomycetes; Eurotiales; Aspergillaceae. The record is from RefSeq and is a predicted model, not a curated record. The coding region runs from base 1 to 2730 and encodes 909 amino acids. Gene Ontology annotation, molecular function: protein binding.
AUGACAGAUACCUCCCCAGUCGCCAUCACGCACCCCAUCACAGACCCUUAUCCGGUCACCGUCCCGCUGCACUCGCCCGGCGUCAACGGCACAGUCUCUGACUCUAUCGCCCCGGAAGAGGAGGAGCCGUAUACCAUCAAAUGCAUCUGUGCUUUUGAGGAUGAUGAUGGAAAUACGGUCUUCUGUGAAGGGUGCGAAACCUGGCAGCAUAUAGAAUGCUAUUACCACGGUCGGGAUGUGCCCGACGUUCAUAAUUGUGUCGAUUGCGAGCCGCGUCAUCUGGAUGGCCGGCGUGCAACUGAAAGGCAGAGACGCCUCAGAGAACAGAAUGACGGCGGUGACCGGAAAACCAAGCGAUCUGGAAAUAAGAGCCACAAGAAAAAGAUCAAGGAUCAUGGUGAUCAGGUAAAUGGAUUUCAUCAUCGGUCGGAAUCCAGUUUACGCGAUCAGCCUGCUGCAAAGAAAGUCAAGACAAACCACCGUGCUUCAGGGUCCAUUAGUUCUGUGUCAGGUGCGUCAAGUCUGCCACCUGAUCCGCGGAAACGGGCUGCAGCGUCCAUGAGCCCGAUCAAAACGGCUGGUCCAUCUAUUCCUCUUUACUCGCACGAGUUCUUACAUCUUUACGAUCAUGAUAACGAUUAUGCAAGCAUGGAUAGCAAUUUGUUUGUGAAUCUUCCCUUAGCCGCUGAUCUGGCUUCGUGGGUAACGGAGCCACUGGCUCUGGCCCGAAUCUCCAAUGGGCGGUCCGCGCAGGACAUCUUCACCUGGUCUGGGGCAUCGCUUGACCGGUCUCGGUGGCCCACAUUGUCAACGGAAUCCAUCACGGAACCUAGUAUUGAAAUGGAGGGCCAGCACCCCACCUGGAAAGUGCUUAAAACCAGAGAUCGUGUAGGGAAAGAUGAGAUUGUCGGUGAAAUCACUGGCAAAAUUGGGCUUUUGCGAGAUUAUUGCCUCGAUCCUAGUAAUCGAUGGCAGGAGCUCCGUCAUCCAGAGCCUUUUGUGUUUUUCCAUCCCCAACUUCCUAUCUAUAUCGAUAGCCGCCACGAGGGAAGUGUUCUUCGGUACGUGCGGCGGUCCUGCCGUCCGAACGUGACGAUGAAGACCUACAUCACGAACCAGGUCGAAUAUCACUUCUGCUUCGUCGCGAAGGAAGAAAUUGCCCCAGACUCGGAGAUUACUGCCAUGUGGUACCUCGACCCUCAACUGUUUGAGUCAAGCAAUGGGCUAGUCAAACAAGAGCCUAGCGAUAACGCUCAAGACAAUGCUGCCAUCUGCAUCAGCAAUGUCCUCGCCCAUUUUGGUGGCUGCGCUUGCGUACCAGCUUCAAACUGCUUGCUGGCCAGCGUCGAUCGCCGACGUCAUCCCAGAGCGCUGGAUCCGAGCAUGAAACAGGCAAGUUUGAAGCGAAAGAAGCCCAAGACGAAGCCGACCAUAUCUCCCACGGCCAACAGUCGCGCUGGAAGUGAAACCACCAAGAUUCUGGACGACGAAGAUCAAGCCGACAGUCGCUCUGCGUCGGGUUCUGUGCGCGGGCAAACUCGCAGUCGCGACUUGACCCCCACCUUACAGACUCCGACAGAGAACUACUUGCUGGGAGAUUCUGAGCUCUCCGCCCGUGACAAACGUAAGAUUGCGGCGGCUGAGAAGAAAUUCCAACAAUUAGAGCAGGACCAGCAAACCACUCAUAAAAGGAAGAAGCGAGCAAGCGGUCAGUCUACUCAUGGGCGCGAGCGUCAGUCGCACUCUCCACCGACUGGUAUUCUGCCUGGACCGCUGCCUAUUGAACGUCAUGGUUCCCCCCGCAAGAUGUCCAGCAGCCAUAGCAUUCUCUCGGAAAAGUCUCCGCUCGGCCGACCACAAUACGUGGAUUCCGCGAUCCAAACUGAGUCUGAAGCUGUCGUCCACGGGUCUUUCGUCCCUACGUCUCGACGACCCAGCUUCGUACCAUUGACGCAACGAUUGUUGAAACGAUGCUAUUUCGAUCGUCUUCGCAUUGAAAAGAGCAGUCGACUGACGCCGCUCCAAGUAAAACCCAUCCUAGCGCUGGACUCAUCGGCGUCUUCUUCGAGCCCCCUCGAGGCUCCGCCACCUGUAGUCUCCAUGGCUGGUGCAUUGGGCGACGAUGAGGAUACGGAAAUGAAGGAUGUUGAUUCGCCCACCCAGCCAUCGUCGUUGCAAGCUAAACACGUUCACCUGGAGACCUCGUCAUCAGACCGAGACAUGACUAAGCCACCUUUUCCUCCUCCCUGGCCAUCAACAGCCGCUCACAAUGCUCGAAUACCGCUGAAAUUCGUCAGUCAGCGUCGCCCUGAUCUUCGCGUUCCCCUUCCUUCCACAACCAUUGAUUCAAAUUUGACUACUCCCAGCUCUGGAUCUGCGGCGGGAUUAAAUCAGUCGUCUCCUGCAGGCGAUGCGCCUCCUCAGCCCAAUUUGUCUGCGCUUGCUUCAUCCAGUGCGAUUGCUCCCAGCCCCGUGAAAAAGAAACUCAGCCUGGGAGACUACAUCAUUCGGCGUGGAACCAAGACAACUCCCUCAGUAGAGAAAACGCAGGCCCAAGCCACCGGAAUUCUUCCGCCAAUUCCACCUGCAUCGGCACCAGCGGUCCGCGAUAUCACGGCAGUCAACAGCAAGGACGGAGUUAAGGGUGAAGAUCGACGUUCCCAGGAUAUGAUGGUGAAAGAUAUUCGUGGGCCUACGCCGGCCUCUCAAUUAUCUUCCCUGACACGAUGA